Molecule: messenger RNA, 1320 nt
Organism: Gasterosteus aculeatus aculeatus (three-spined stickleback)
Lineage: Eukaryota; Metazoa; Chordata; Actinopteri; Perciformes; Gasterosteidae
Source: RefSeq, a predicted model, not a curated record
GGCGAGCGUCUGAGGAUCCCUGCCAACAAGUGCUGUCCGGAGUGCGUCUCCUCGUCCGAGGGCUCCUGCCAGUACGAAGGAGUUGUUUAUGGACACGACAGCCAAUGGAGUCCGUCUCCCUGCUCGCGGUGCGUCUGCUCCAGGGGGGCCGUCUCCUGCGGCGCUCGGCCCUGCCCCCCCCUCAGCUGUCCCGGGGACCAGAGCCCCUUUGUCCCGGCUGGAGAGUGCUGCCCCAAGUGUGUCCGCAAGGGAGCGUCCUGCCCCUGGCAGGGGGCGGAGUACAGAGACGGCGAGGAAUGGGCGCCGACCCUCUGCUCCAGGUGUGCGUGUGGCGGCGGGGAGGUCCGGUGCUCCGUGGCCGAGUGCCGGCCGGUGGCCUGCAAACCGCAUGAGAACUUGGUGAUCCAGCCGGGCCGCUGCUGUCCGCAGUGUGUGUCCAACCCGUGUCUGUCUGCUGGUACACAGCACCAGCAUGGCGAGCAGUGGCAGAAGAACGCCUGCACCACCUGUGUGUGUGACAGGGGUCAGUCCAAAUGCCACACACACACCUGUCAGCCCGUCACCUGCGACGAGGGUCAGACCAAAGUGAGACGGGCUGGUCAGUGCUGCGACGGAUGCGCCGCCGUUGAGGGGAGCUGCCCGUACGAGGGCGUGGUGCGUUACCACGGAGACAUGUGGAACGCCACGGGCUGCGAGUUCGUGCGCCUGCGUCCGAGGUCAGGUGGUCUGCCAGACGGCCGAGUGCGGGCGCGUGGAAUGUCCACAGGGAUCUGAGCUGGUUCACCUGCCGGGGAGGUGCUGCCCGCAGUGUUCCUCCCAGAAGCCUUCCUGUUUGCACGAGGGGGAAUCCUACGAGGACCUGGCCCGGUGGACGGACGGCGGAUGCCGGGAGUGCGAAUGCCGCGGCGCCCGGGUGACUUGCUACCUGCGCUCCUGCCCCACCUGCCCCCCCGGCACCCUGCAGGUCAGCCGGGCGGGCCGGUGCUGCCCCGAGUGCCACCCGGGUACGUCGCCCCCGCAAAGGAUUCUGGGAGAACGCAUUACCUAACUUAACACGACAGCCCAGUAUACAGGCCUAGGAAGAAGGCGAGCGUCGUACUUUCUGUGUACUUUUCCUCCUCUGCUUUCACUUUUCACGGGUUGGUGUUAGCUCGCUAAGCUAGCCACCGUGUUCACAAGGUUAUAAACCACCACAGACGAAUAAUCUCCGCUUUCACACCGCGGGGGAUAAUUAAAAGAGUUCCAGGCUUUAUGUCAUCAAACCUCAGCGUGAACAUGGACCAGCUUCAUUAAAAAGCCAGCAGGGUUUAUACGACUACA